This is a messenger RNA of Microbotryum saponariae, 3747 nucleotides long. Lineage: Eukaryota; Fungi; Basidiomycota; Microbotryomycetes; Microbotryales; Microbotryaceae. The record is from the annotation of a GenBank genome assembly.
AUGACUAUGGUAAGCCACUGUCGUCUCCCCGCCCCGUCCACCACCUCGCACCACCUCGCACCACCACCACCCCACACGCCAAGCGGCCGACUCCCACCCUCCCCACCUUACCCACACCUCAAAACUGACCACCCGACCCCCUCCCCCUUCCCCCACAGAUGAAUUCGGAAACUACAUCGGCGCCGACCUCGAUUCAGGCUCGGAAUCCGGCUCGGAUGCCCCUUUCCCUUUCCACGACGACGAGCACUCAGCGCCCCCUGCAGCCGAGGCCACCACUUCCGCACCGCUCAAGCCUUACGAUGAGGAUGAGCACGAGCCUUUGGCGAUGCAAGUCGACGGUGAGUGCUCGUUGGCCCUUUGGCCCUGCAGUGCGCAACGGUCAACAACACGGUCGCGAUCUGGGCUAGCACGCCGUACAGGCCAAGCGACCUGGGACAUGUCAACACCGCCAGCCCAGCCGGUCGUCCAACACGAUCCCUCGAGCCCUGACCGACCCUACAGCGAUCCGUGUGCAUAGCUGACACGCACGCACCUCCCCCCUCCCCCCUCCCCCUCGCAGAUAUCCCCUCAUCGAACGCCGUCAUUCUCCACGACGACAAGACCUACUACCCCUCCGCAUCGGCCAUUUACGGCGAAGGCGUCGAAACGAUGGUCCAGGAAGAAGAUGCCCAGCCCUUGUCGAAACCGAUCAUCGAGCCGAUCAAGAUCCGAAAGUUCCGCGCCGGCACGACCGAAGGACCCGAGCGGAGAUGGGACGACGAGUCAGUACACCCCCCCGUCAUGUCCGUCUUUCGAGACUCUGGAAGCUGAACCGAACGCUACACUCGCGACAGCUUCAUGUUGAUGCUCGCUUCCAACGCCGACAUGAUCCGCAACGUCGCCGUCGUCGGUCACCUCCACCACGGCAAAACCUCGCUCAUCGACAUGCUCGUCACCGAAUCGCACAAGAUCGACAUCGAGGCCGACCGACCGUUGCGCUUCACCGACACCCACUCGUUGGCCGAGGCGAGGAACAUCUCGAUCAAAUCCAGCCCCGUUUCGCUCGUCCUACCCAACUCGAGGGGCAAGCACUACCUCGUCAACAUGAUCGACACCCCCGGCCAUGUCAACUUUAUCGACGAGCUCGCGAGUGGGAUCAGGAUAGCCGACGCCGCUGUCGUCGUCGUUGAUGCGGUUGAAGGGGUCAUGUUGACCACCACGACCGCGGUGCAACACCUCGUCGCGGCCGGGGUACCCAUCACGUGCGUCGCGCGUCCAGAUCAACGUUGACCUUUUGACCGAGCGAAGCUGACCAACCUUAAACCGGCCCGUACAGUCUCGUCGUCAACAAGGUCGACCGACUCAUCCUCGAACUGCGACUACCACCGGGCGACGCCUACUUCAAGCUGAAGCAAACGAUCGAAGAGGUCAACACCGUGAUCAGCGAGAUCAACCCGGAUCCGAAACUACGCGUCUCGCCCGAGUUGGGUAACGUUUCGUUCGUUUCUGCUCAGAUGGGCUGGUGCUUCACCCUCAAAUCGUUCGCCAAACUCUACGCCGACACCUAUGGCCCCUUUGCAUCGAAAUCGACCGCGCGCGAAGAACCGUUCGACCCGAGUCGACCCACCCAAAUCCCCUUUGAUUUGGAUCAAUUCGCGGCGCGCUUAUGGGGCAAUAUUUACUUUGACCCCGAGACACGAAAGUUCCAUCGCCAGGCCGGGCGGGGUGAAUCGAGGCGCGCGUUCGAGUAUUUCAUCCUCGAGCCCUUGUACAAACUCUAUUCGCAGGUCUUGGGCGAGGACGUCGAGACUUUGAAGGCGACCUUGAAGGGCUUGGGGAUCGUGCUGAAGGAGGCCGUGUACAAGAUGGACGUGAGACCCUUGUUGAGGAUGGUCAUGAGUCAAUUCUUUGGCAAGUCGACGGGCUUUGUUGAUAUGCUGGUCGAUCAUGUGCCGAGUCCGAUCGAGGGGGCACGGUUAAAGGUGAGUGAGACGCAGACGCUUGGCUGUAGAUACGAGGCUGACAUAUUUUUCGUCACCGUUGCGCCAGGUCGAGACGACAUACACAGGGUCGAUCGAAUCAACACUGGCCAAGGCCAUGCUGAGAUGCGACCCCAAAGGCCCUCUGGCGAUUCAGAUCGUCAAGCUGUACCCGACACCGGACGCGAGCGAAUUUCGAGCGUUCGGUCGCAUCAUGUCGGGCAAGGUCACAUCGGGGAUGGAGGUCAAAGUGCUUGGAGAAGGCUAUUCACCCGAGGACGAAGAGGACAUGGUCACGCAAAAAGUCUCGGGAGUCUACGUCUGCGAGUCGCGCUACGACAUCCCCGUCGACGGACUACCCGCAGGUAACUUUGUCUUGCUCUCUGGGGUCGACCAUUCCAUCACCAAGACGGCGACAUUGGUUGAUGCCGACUCGAACGAUGACGAGGUUCGCAUCUUUGCGCCGAUCAAACACCUCACUCAAUCGGUCCUCAAAAUCGCCGUCGAACCCAUGGUCCCUUCCGAACUCCCUAAAAUGCUCGACGGUCUACGCAAGAUCAACAAGACGUACCCCUUGAUCGAGACGCGUGUCGAAGAGUCGGGCGAACACAUCCUCUUGGGUACGGGUGAACUGUACCUCGAUUGCGUGAUGCACGACUUGCGCAAGAUCUUUGCCGAGAUCGAUAUCAAGGUCUCGGACCCGGUCGUCAAGUUUUGUGAAACGGUCGUCGAAACUUCGGCGCUCAAGUGCUACGCCGAUACCCCCAACAAAAAGUGAGUGAGAGCUUGACCAUCCAGUCAGUUUUCGCCGCUGAGCUAAUGGCUCGCGCACUCGACUCUUGCAGAAACAAAAUCACCAUGAUCGCCGAGCCUUUGGAGAAGGGAAUCGCGGAGGAUAUUGAAUCAGGGCGUGUAUCGAUCCGUAUGCCACCGAAGCAGUUGGGCGCUCAUUUCCAAAAAGAGUACGGGUGGGACUUGCUCGCUUCGCGCUCGAUCUGGGCCUUCGGACCGGACGAACAAGGUCCCAACAUCCUCAUGGACGAUACGCUGCCUUCGGACGUGGACAAGAAACUCUUGUACAGCGUCAAGGAAUCGAUCAAGCAAGGUUUCCAAUGGGGUUGUCGCGAGGGACCGUUGUGCGACGAACCGAUAAGGAACGUCAAGUUCAGGUUGUUGGGCGCCGAUUUGGCGCAGGAACCGAUUUAUCGAGGUGGGGGUCAGAUCAUCCCUAGUGCGAGAAGGGUGUGCUAUUCUUCUUUCUUGAUGGCCACACCGAGGUUGCAGGAGGUGAGUCGUUCUCACUGGUCCCCCCUUUGAGCACAGCAACUGUGCUGACUUUUUUUCUUCGUCCCUGCAGCCGGUUUACUUUGUCGAGAUCCAAGCGCCACAAGACUGCGUCCCAGCGAUCUACGAAGUGCUCGCGCGUCGUCGAGGCCACGUGACCAAGGACCUCCCCAAACCCGGAUCACCGCUCUACACCGUACAAGCCUACAUCCCCGUCGUCGACGCGAACGGUUUCGAAACCGAUUUACGAACCCAUACGUUGGGUCAAGCGUUCUGUCUCCAAACCUUCGACCAUUGGUCCGUUUGCCCCGGUGAUCCAUUGGACAAGACGAUCGUUCUACGACCUCUGGAACCGGCCCCACCUCAACAUUUGGCGAGGGAUUUCGUGCUCAAAACGAGACGUCGGAAAGGGUUGAACGAUCAGGUCUCGUUGACCAAGUAUUUGGAGAAUGAGAUGGUCGUCGCGUUGAGCGCUUCGGGCGUAUUGGAUCCUUUGUUACUUUAA